AUGAAUCUAUCUCCGACGCUUCCUUCAACGAAAAUGCUUACUAAUUCCACAUCAGAUGAUUCACUAAGAGAAGAAGAACAUGAUUGGAAGUCUUAUUUAGCCGAAACAAAAAGUGAAGCAGCACCAGCUGAGAAUUUCAAACAAGCUUUAAUUCCACCAGAAAAUGAAUUUAAUGUAGGAGAAAAACUUGAAUCUAUUGAUCCAAGAAAUCAAGAUUCAUGGUGUAUUGGAACAAUUAUUGAAAAAGAAGGACCAAGAUUACGUAUACGAUUAGAUGGAACUGAUGAUCGAAAUGAUUUCUGGCGUCUUGUUGAUUCAGGAGAUAUUCGUGUUUAUGGAAAAACAUCGGCAUCAGGUGGACAAAUUGUUCCACCACUUGGUUUUCAACAAAAUUCAACUCGAUGGGCAAAAUAUUUCGAACGUUAUGUUAAAGAUGGUCCAUUCGCUGCUGAAUCAUGUUUUAAACCUCAACCACCAAAACCUGAAAAAAAUUAUUUUAAAAAAGGACAAAAAUUAGAAGCUGUUGAUCCAAGACAUCCUCAAAUGAUAUGUCCAGCAACAGUAAGUCAAGUUUCAACUGGUGAUCGUCGAUUAACGAUAUCAUUAGAUGGAUGGAGUGCAUCAAAUGAUUUUAAACCUGAAUAUUCAUCACGAGAUAUUUUUCCUGUUGGUUGGUGUCGAUUAGCUGGAAUUCCUCUCGCUAAAGUUGGUGGAAAUCCUCCUUCUCGUACACCGAAUAAAACUUUACCAACAACUCCAAAUAAACAAAAUGGAAAUGUUCGACAACAAUCAAAAGUAAAAAAACCUGUUAUUUCUCCUAUAUCAAAUGAUUCAUCAUAUUCACCGACAAGUAUGGAUGAAAAAAAUAAUAAUCUAACAACAAAAAGUAAAUCAAAGAAAACUUCAAGUAUUAAAAAAGAACGUCGAAGUUCAAAUGAAUUCAAUGAAAUUAAUGGAUUUAUUAAAAAAGAACGACCAAUUGUAACUGUAUAUUUAAAUUAUGUUGAUGAUAAUAGUGGAAUGUUAUUAAAUCCACAAAAAUUUCGUUUCUCAAUGCCAUCAAUGUUUGGUCCAGGUGAAUGUCAUACUGUGUUAGCAACAAUAUUUAAUUCAUGUAUAAAAUGUGCUUUUCAACAAACAUCUUUUAUUAAACGAAUACUUGAUAUAUUUCCAACACCUAAAGAAGACGAAAAAUAUUCUUAUACAGAAAUAAAAUUGGAUAAUGGUACAGUAAUAUAUAUACGACAACUUGAUACAGAAGAUGAUUUUUGGGAUAUUAUUCGUACAUUUCAAAAUGUGAUUUUAUCUGGUAAUGAUCUUUUUAUUUCAACUCUACCACCAAUACCUUUAAAUAAUCAAAGUAAUGAUUCCUCAUCAUCUUUUCUUGAUUCGUCAUUAUCACCAGAUAAAAAACAAUUAUCACCAUCAUAUAAACCAAUCAUGAGUAAUACCACUAAACGAAAAAGCACGGAAUUAACAUCAUCAUAUUCAGACAAUACAACUUUUAUAAGCAAUGGUAAAUCUGCACGAUCGAAUUCUAAAGAAAAAUCUGUUUAUGAUACAAAACCUUUAGUAAAUCCUUCUCCAAUAAUAACAAAUCAACAAAAUGCAAAAUCCAUUCAAAAUGGUGCUUCUCAUCGUCCUGAACGAUUUACACCAAGUGAAGUAGCAGGAUUUGUUCGUGGAAUCGAUCCGUCAUUUGAUAGUCUUGCUGCACGUUUUCUUCAAGAAGAAAUUGAUGGAAAAGCUCUUCUUCUUCUUACAACCGAUACAUUAAUGAGACAUAUGGGUUUAAAACUUGGUCCAUCUCUGAAAAUAAUUCAUCAUAUUGAAAAAUUAAAACAAUCUUAA
Adineta steineri is the source of this 1851-nucleotide messenger RNA. Lineage: Eukaryota; Metazoa; Rotifera; Eurotatoria; Adinetida; Adinetidae. The record is from the annotation of a GenBank genome assembly.